Molecule: messenger RNA, 1128 nt
Organism: Lotus japonicus
Lineage: Eukaryota; Viridiplantae; Streptophyta; Magnoliopsida; Fabales; Fabaceae
Product: eukaryotic translation initiation factor 6-2
Exons: 8
Coding region: 184-921 (245 amino acids)
Biological process (GO): maturation of LSU-rRNA; maturation of 5.8S rRNA; assembly of large subunit precursor of preribosome
Cellular component (GO): preribosome, large subunit precursor; nucleolus; cytosol
Molecular function (GO): ribosomal large subunit binding
Source: RefSeq, a predicted model, not a curated record
UUAAAUAUAUCUAUAAAAUAAAAUGAAAUCCGUGCAGCCCACGGUAUAUCUCUAUUAGAAAAGAGAACCCUAAUCCGAGUCUUCUAUCCGGCAAACCCUCUCCUCCGACGCCGCCUCCUCCUCCUCCAUCACCAGAUCUUCAAUUUGAUUACUUCAGUCAAAGAAUUCUGUCCAUUCUCAAUCAUGGCAACUAGACUUCAGUUUGAGAACAAUUGUGAAAUUGGAGUGUUCUCUAAACUCACCAAUGCCUAUUGCUUGGUUGCUAUUGGAGGUUCUGAAAACUUCUACAGUGUAUUCGAAACUGAGUUGGCAGAUGUUAUCCCUGUGGUCAAGACAUCUAUUGGGGGCACUCGUAUCAUUGGUCGUCUUUGUGCCGGAAACAAGAAUGGGCUUCUCUUGCCCCAUACCAUCACUGACCAAGAACUUCAACAUUUGAGAAACAGUCUGCCUGAUCAAGUUGUUGUUCAGCGGAUAGACGAAAGAUUAUCUGCUCUGGGAAAUUGUAUUGCAUGUAAUGACCAUGUGGCCCUCACUCACACUGAUCUUGACAGGGAAACUGAGGAGUUGAUUGCCGAUGUUCUUGGGGUGGAAGUUUUCAGGCAGACAAUUGCUGGCAAUAUUCUUGUUGGUAGCUACUGUACCAUCUCCAAUAGAGGUGGCUUGGUCCACCCUCAUACUUCUGUGGAAGACUUGGAUGAACUUUCUACUCUACUCCAGGUUCCUUUGGUGGCCGGGACUGUGAACCGGGGCAGUGAAGUUAUAGCUGCUGGAAUGACAGUUAAUGAUUGGACAGCAUUUUGUGGUUCAGACACCACAGCAACAGAGCUUUCUGUAAUUGAGAGCGUUUUCAAGCUGAGGGAAGCACAGCCUAGUGCCAUUGUGGACGAGAUGAGGAAAUCCCUUAUUGAUAGCUAUGUUUGAGCUUUUGUGGUAACAGUAAUCUGUUUUUAAGUUUUGGUGUUAGAUUGUCUCAUGCACUCAUGCAGUGUGAACGUGUGUAUAUUCCAAUCAUGGAUUGUACUUCUCAUUGAUUGUGAUAUCAUAUGAAUCUAUGUUUGCCCAUAAAUCUAAGGGCAUGUAUGUUUUGGUUUAAAUUAAUAGAAAACGUGCGCUUUGUUUUGUUUGCUA